Messenger RNA from Rhagoletis zephyria (snowberry fruit fly), 6834 nucleotides. RefSeq lists its product as uncharacterized. Gene Ontology annotation, molecular function: nucleic acid binding; zinc ion binding. Lineage: Eukaryota; Metazoa; Arthropoda; Insecta; Diptera; Tephritidae. Gene Ontology annotation, biological process: DNA integration. The record is from RefSeq and is a predicted model, not a curated record.
UGUACACAUAUCCAUAAAAAACGGUCCAUAUGUAUAUCAAAUAAUGAGAGCAUGUAAAAAAAGAACAAGUUUAACUAUGUAUUACUUUUUAUCGCUCGAGGCUCUCAUCUGCAUAGAAUUAAAUAUCACCGUUGUAAACUCCGUAAUUCCCCUUUAUGCUCACUAUUAAGAACAAACAUUUUGUACAUAAUGUAUACAUAUAUACCUACACUAAUAGGCUAUUGCUCAUGCGGAAUUAAGAUUUGCAAUCAUUCGAUUUUGGCAAUAGAACUGAGCAGCAGCUCAGCAGCGGCAUAGGUGCAUUUUUAUAGUUUAAGCUCACGGCAACAUCAUCGUUUAGAAUUCGAAAUCAAAAAUUAAAUAAAAAUUAAGUUGUUUCAACAAAUCAAAGGUGUUGACCUUUUUUUGUUAAUUUGGAGUUUAAUAGCUACAAAAAAAGCUUUGCAGCUCAACAGUAGGUGACCCCGACGUGAUCGCCGUGCGUUUUUGGUGGAAUUGUACUUUUCGAUAUUUGGGAGAUUAAACUGUGUGCAUAACGCUUUGUACAUAAUAAUAUACUCGUAUACGCCUAUAGCCGAAAAUUUGAAUCCGUUAUUCAAGAGCACGGAACUUUGUGAAACUUGUAGCGUGAUCUUGAAACAGUUAAACUGUUAGCUUACGUCUUCAGCAUAUUUUGUGAGCCGCUAUUUCUGUUCAUUUCCCACGCAACGGUUUCCAGUUGCGAUUUUUCCCGAGUGUAGUACACAUCACGCGCUGCCGAUAUAAAUUCGACUUGAAUCCAUCAUGACACUUAACCCAGCUAAUGGUACUCCAGGUAGCGAAAAUGCUGCUCAAUCAAAUGAACAGGUGGCCACAGAUCGAGUUAGCUUUUUUAAGUUAAAAACAAAAGCAAUAUUCAACCGGCUUGAGCGAAUAGCUGCCGAGAUGGACAGUGAUAAGCUGCACGGGAUGGACGAAUACGCUCUGACGGCACUACUGGACUCAUUGGGGGAACUGAAGUCAAGUUUCAACGGUGCGCACACAAGCUUGGAGGAAUUGGAUUUCGAUUCAAUUUGCAGCGAUCUGCCUGGUAAAUUCGACUCCAAUUUAGUUAACCUCAGAUCCACUCUGCAGCGUGAAAUUGGAAAGCGAAGUGCACCUCAGCUAUGCUCCACAUUCAGGGUUAACGCCAAUGAGUCGCAAUCAAUUAUAGUGAACACCAACCGAUCACGCUUGCCGUUACUUACACUGCCAAAGUUCACUGGUGCCUAUACUGAGUGGACAAACUUCUUCUCCAUGUUCGUAUCUGUCAUCGACAAGGAUAGCGACCUUACGCCGGUCGACAAGCUUCAACAUCUACGUUCCUGCCUGAGUGGUGCAGCGCUGGAUACCAUACGUUCUCUAGAAAAAAAUGAGGCUAAUUAUAAAAAUGCAUUAGAUCUUUUGCAUAAGCGUUUUGAUAACAAGCGUCUUAUAUUUCAGGCACACAUCAGGGAGAUCUUCGGGCUGGGCAAAGCAGAUGGGUCAGUAGGCAGGCUACGGGAACUAACUGACAAAGUCACCGCUCACAUACGUGCACUGCAAUCGCUUGGGUCCAAGGAGCAAAUAUCCGACUGUAUCAUUGUACAACUACUAAUACAGAAGUUAGACAAAGCGACUCAAUCCAAAUGGGAGGAGAAUUCGCCGACAAACGAACUACCUUCGUGGGACCAGUUAUCUACCUUUCUGGAGAAGCGCUGUAGAACGCUCGAAAACGUCGAACACGUUAUGCAAACACCAGUUGGUCAAGCUGGUAAAUCUGGUAAAAACGUGAGUACCAACCAAAGAAAAUCAUUUGUUGCUUCUGGUGGCUCAGUGGGCGGUUGCGUAUUUUGUGGAUCCCAUGAGCAUCUGAUAUACCAUUGUCCUCGCUUUACAAAUCUGUCGCCAAACCUCCGCCAAAAAGAGGUUAAACAACUCGCUCUAUGUCUCAAUUGUCUAAAAAAAGGUCAUCAGAUGCGCGACUGCAAAUCGGGGUCUUGUCGUAACUGUCAAUCAAAGCACCAUACACUUUUGCACUUUGAGCGCUCUGCUCCAACUGCCACCAGCCCUCAAGGCUUAACUUUGAAAUCCGCUACAGCCCAACCUAAUGCCAUGACUGCAGCCUUAUCUGCCUCGUCCCAGGCCCUUACUUCUCCAUCUGAUGUUGUGCUUCUAGCCACUGCGGUAAUUUUUGUAAAAAAUCGUGCCGGCACUUUCGUACCUUGUCGUGCGCUGUUAGACUCUGGUUCACAGCUGCACUUUAUCACCUCUCGUUUCACAAACCAGCUGCAGCUGCGCAAAACCAAAACCUUCGCUGGAGUAUCUGGCAUUGGCGACGUCAACUUUUCAACGGAGGGAUACUCGGUCGAUCUCGUACUGAAGUCGCGGACUUCUGAUUUCUCGACGACGAUUACUGCUGUUGUCGCACAAACGAUCACUGAAAGUCAACCUGGCCUUACAGUGAGCACCGUUAAUUGGCGACUUCCCUCCAACAUCCAGCUGGCUGAUCCCAACUUCAACAUACCACAGCGUAUUGAUCUGCUUAUAGGAGCAGGACUCUUCUUCGAACUUCUCUGUGUGGGCCAAAUUCAGUUGGCGCCUGGGCUGCCAUUGCUUCAAAAAACUCGGUUUGGUUGGGUGCUGUCCGGUGGUGGACAACAAACGCCCAAACUCUCAUCUUUCGUCGUACGUCAACGGCCAUCUACUGACAUUGAUUGUAGUACUCGGCUAGAUUAUUUAGUGCGUCGUUUUUGGGAAAUCGACCAUGUAAUUGAGCCAAUCGCUAAAACAACAAAGGAAGAGCUCGACUGCGAAGAGCACUUUAGGCAAAAUUAUUCGCGUCUGUCUUCAGGCGAGUAUUCCGUGCGUCUGCCGAUGAAGAGUAGCGUGGAGUCACUAGGUGAUUCGUAUUUACAGGCACUACAUCGCUUUCGCAGUCUUGAACGAAAACUGACUCGCAAUCCACAGCUCAAGGAACAAUAUGUGGCAUUCAUUAACGAAUAUUUGGAUCUCAACCACAUGUCACUAGUCUCCAGUAAGGAUGUUCAUGACUGUAAGUUUUUCCUUCCACAUCACUGUGUCAUCAAGGAUGACAGCACUACAACAAAGCUGAGAGUUGUAUUUGAUGGCUCUGCAGCUACAACUUCGGGCUUGUCGCUGAACGAUCUGCUCAUGUCAGGUCCAACAAUACAACCGAAGCUUUUCAACAUCCUCAUUAGAUUUCGAUCGUUUCCCGUCGCACUUACUGGAGACAUCUGCAAAAUGUAUAGAUGCGUUCGAGUCACUGCACCAGACGACAUGCUCCAGUGUAUACUAUGGCGUGACUCUCCACAAGAUGACCUACGCGUGUACAAGUUGAAUACGGUGACCUAUGGAACUAAGCCUGCAUCAUUUCUGGCUAUUCGGGCCAUGCAUCAGCUCGCGUUUGAUGAAUCAUCAGCAUAUCUCCUGGGUUCAAAGGUCGUUCUUCGAGACUUCUAUGUGGAUGAUAUGAUAUCUGGUGGCAAUUCAGUGCGGGAAGUGCGAAACAUUAUGCAGCAAACAACAGGUCUUCUUUCUCGAGGUAAUUUCCAAUUACGGAAAUGGUGCUCCAACAGCCCUGAUGUUCUCGGCGAUAUUCCCCAAACAGAAAGAGAAAGCUUUCUCAAAUUCGAUGACGGCAGUGAUAUCACCAAGGCUCUGGGACUAGUCUGGGAUCCGUUCAAAGACACUCUGUUGUUUUCGUUUUCGCCGAUCAGAUCUGGCAGAAAUUCCAAACGCUCUGUAUUAGCUACCAUAGCUCGUUUUUACGAUCCACUUGGCCUACUAGGCCCCACUCUGACAAGGGCGAAAAUUCUUUUACAGCGAAUGUGGAGGGAUAAGCUCGCGUGGGAUGAAAGCUUGCCCCAUUCACUGGAUACGGCCUGGUCUACGUUUUGUGAAGAUUUCGUCAACAUUCAACAUUCGUCAUUUCCGCGCUAUGUAUUACAGCCUGGAGCCGCGCUUGAAAUUCAUGCGUUUUGCGACGCUAGCCUUGAAGCAUAUGGCGCUUGUGUAUAUGCUCGCUCAACUAAGGAUAACAACGUCCAAUUACAGUUGCUAUGUUCAAAGGCACGCGUUGCUCCACUGAAAACUCUGACUGUGCCCAAGUUGGAACUCAGCGCUGCCGCUCUGCUUGCGCAGUUAGUAGGUGAGAUAGCCAAGAUGAAGGUUUUUGACUGCCGCUUCUAUUGUUGGUCAGAUUCGUCGAUCGUUCUAUCAUGGCUGCAGGAAGAAUCUUCAAAAUUUAACGUUUUCGUCGCUAAUCGAAUAUGUGCUAUACAGGAGCUUACACAGGGGAUGACUUGGCACUAUGUUCCUACAGCCAUGAACCCAGCAGACAUCCUAUCCAAAGGGGCCGCACCAAGAGAGCUCUUGCAAUCAGCUCUUUGGAUGCACGGUCCAAUAUUCUUGCACAAAGCAGAAAUCAGCUGGCCUGAAUUUCGCGAACCACAAACCAAGCUUUUGGAAACUCGUCAAAAGGUAUUACUCACAUCAAAUGAUCGACCCGACGUAUCUCUUUCAUUUAAGUACAUCAACUCGUUUGGCAAAAUGCAGCGUAUUUUUGGUUACGUAAGCAAAUUUAUCAAUAUAAAAAAAUUGCCAAGGACGUCGCAGCUCACGUCUCGGGACAUUCAUCAUGGGGUUCAGUUGUUAAUUCGCAUCGUUCAGAGAGCGCAGCUUUGGUCAGAUUACGUCGCUCUGAAAAAUAAGAGGUGUGUCUCAUCAUCUAGCAGCAUCUCUUCAUUAUCACCAUUUUUAGAUGACAUCGGUCUGAUUCGAGUUGGCGGUCGCCUGAGGCAUUCAACUCUUGGCUUUGAAGCGCGUCACCCGUGUAUUCUACCAAAGAAUCAUCCGCUGACGUUCUCCAUAAUUGCACAUUUUCAUCACAAGCAUCAUCAUGUAGGGCCGCAGUCACUACUUGCAGCCAUUCGCUUGCAAUACUGGCCCAUAGGUGGCAGAAAAACUGUCGCCCACGCCCUCGGUAAAUGCAUUAUAUGUUGUAAAUCGAGACCGCGACUCGUCGAGCACAUCAUGGCUGACUUGCCUAAGGAUCGCAUUGCGGCCUCACGCGCCUUUAUUGUCACUGGUGUAGACUAUUGUGGGCCGUUCUAUUAUAAGCCAGAAAUGCGUAACAAGUCCCCUCAAAAAUGUUACGUUAGCGUUUUUAUCUGCUUCGCAACAAAAGCCGUCUGGAUGGAGUUAGUGAAGGACUUAUCGACCAGCGCCUUUAUCGACGCUCUAAAGAGAUUUGUUGCUACUCGUGGCGUACCCAGCUGCAUUUGGUCAGAUAAUGCAACCAACUUCGUAGGCGCAAGAAACGAGUUGAGUGAUUUGCGACGCCUAUUUUUAAGCGAGGAGCAUCGCAGCGAGGUCCAUAACCACUGUCUCAACAAUGGGUUUGAUUGGCGAUUCAUCCCGCCCCGCUCGCCGCACUUCGGCGGCUUGUGGGAAGCAGCCGUAAAAACAGCUAAGCAGCACUUUUAUCGUUCGGUUGGCUCUUCACUUCUUGGCUUUGACGAAUUGCGCACUCUGGUAUGUCAAAUCGCUGCUGUUAUUAAUUCUCGUCCUCUUGUACCACUUUCAGAAAAUCCAGAGGAUUUAGACGUAUUGACGCCAGGGCAUUUCCUGAUUGGUGGUCCCCUAAUAGCUCUACCUGAACCUGACCUGAGACAUUUAAAUUGUAAUCGUCUUGACCGAUGGCAGCGCGCAACUCACGUGCACCAAAUUUUCUGGAAUCGGUGGAGUCGAGAAUAUCUCACUCUCCUCCAGCAACGAGCGAAGUGGCGCACACCUCAGGCCAGCAUUCAAGUGAACGAUAUCGUAUGCGUCAAGGACGAAAACUCACCGCCUCUGAAGUGGCCCCUGGCCCGUGUAAUCGAGGUUAUCCCUGGAGCUGAUGGUGUAGUACGAGUGGCAGUUUUACGCACGUCUAGUGGAACAACCCGUCGAGCAGUGAACAAGCUGUGCGUCCUUCCAGUAAACGAUACUGUUGAAAGCCCUGACCUUUCAACGCGGGGAGUAUGUUCGGAGCAGCAGCCGAUAAUGCAAUCAACAUAAAUCAUUAGCCUCACAUCGCAAUAUAAAGCGUUACAUUUAAGCUUCAAAUAUUUUUAUCAUUUUGUUUAAACUUCUAAACAUUUUGUACCACCCUAGCAUAAAUAUUCCCAGUCCGUUAUUGAACAUAUGUACAUUAUUAUUGUAAAACCACUCACUUUAUAUUCCAAUUGCAAAACAUAUGAGCAUAUACGUACAUGGAGGAGGGUAAUUACUUGGGCUCAUACAUACUAUUAUACUGGACGAAUGCAGGCGAACGGGAUAUGAUGUGUACAUAGUAUGUACAACUGCUGUCGCUCUUAAGGCGGGCGUACAAGCAUGUACACAUAUCCAUAAAAAACGGUCCAUAUGUAUAUCAAAUAAUGAGAGCAUGUAAAAAAAGAACAAGUUUAACUAUGUAUUACUUUUUAUCGCUCGAGGCUCUCAUCUGCAUAAAAUUAAAUAUCACCGUUGUAAACUCCGUAAUUCCCCUUUAUGCUCACUAUUAAGAACAAACAUUUUGUACAUAAUGUAUACAUAUAUACCUACACUAAUAGGCUAUUGCUCAUGCGGAAUUAAGAUUUGCAAUCAUUCGAUUUUGGCAAUAGAACUGAGCAGCAGUUUAUCAGCGGCAUAGGUGCAUUUUUAUAGUUUAAGCUCACGGCAACAUCAUCGUUUAGAAUUCGAAAUCAAAAAUUAAAUAAAAAUUAAGUUGUUUCAACAAAUCAAAGGUGUUGACCUUUUCUUGUUAAUUUGGAGUUUAAUAGCUGCAAAAAAAGC